Messenger RNA from Dama dama (fallow deer), 3842 nucleotides. RefSeq names its product LYR motif containing 7 (gene LYRM7). The record is from RefSeq and is a predicted model, not a curated record. Gene Ontology annotation, biological process: mitochondrial respiratory chain complex III assembly. The transcript has 5 exons. Bases 79 to 393 code for a protein of 104 amino acids. NCBI's taxonomy places the organism in Eukaryota, Metazoa, Chordata, Mammalia, Artiodactyla, Cervidae.
AUGUUGAGUAGUGAUUGGUUGCCGGGAAGCGGGGCGACUCGACCGCCGGAGAAGUAGCCGCAAGCGGAGGCGAGAGCCAUGGGUCAGGCGGCCAAGGUUUUACAGCUCUUUAAAACAUUGCACAGGACCAGACAACAGGUUUUUAAAAAUGAUGCUAGAGCAUUAGAAGCAGCCCGAAUAAAGAUAAAUGAAGAAUUCAAAUGUAAUAAAACUGAAACUUCUGCUAAGAAAAUAGAAGAGCUGAUAAAAAUAGGUUCUGAUGUUGAAUUGAUACUCAGAACAUCUGUUAUACAAGGUAUUCACACAGACCACAAUACGCUGAAAUUGGUCCCUAGGAAAGACCUUCUUAUAGAAAAUGUGCCAUAUUGUGAUGCACCAACUCAGAAGCAAUGACUUUUACUAAAAAAAUAUAAUUAUAAGUCUUUGUCAUUUUUUAAUUUUAAAAUAUACAACUCUAACCAAACUCCUGGAAAUGCAGAUACUUUUCUCUAAAAUGACAUAUUAAAAAUUAGUGAAUUAUAGUUUCAUAAUUAGCUUUCAUGUUGAAAGGACAUUGGUAAAAACUGUGGAACAUAGUUAAGUAUUUCUAAAGAACAUUAGGUAAGAUGACAUUUCAUUCUCAUUGAAAAUCAAACUGCAUAAAGUGAAAUAAAUGGCUAGGGAGUUAUAUUCACAUCUCUUUGACCUUGAUGAGUAUUUUGGUUUUAUCAUAGCUAUUUGAGAAUGAAGUGUUUUGACAGGUUGGUGGCUUUUUUCCCCUGUGAACUGAAACUAUUAGAUUAAAAUUACUAGAUUAAAUUAGUGUUUAGUCUCCCAAAAGAUUAAAGAGUCUAAAAGUCACAGUUGUGCCAACACUCCAUAGAAGGUGGCCUUUGUUUCCUAAAAGACUGAAAUUAUUUCUGUAGCUAACAAACAAUAAUACAGUUUCAUUUUAGAGACAGAGUAUAUCUCUGUGUUCCUAAAAGAAAACUUUGAAUCAGCCUUCUGAAGAUAGAUGAAUAAAAUGUCAAAAUCAUGUUUGAUAAAUGAAAUAAAGAAAUCCUGAUUUCUUAAGGAAAUAGUGGCCCUUGAUCAAACUAUAUAAUAGAGGCUUUUGUAGAAUUAGCUGCACUUAGACUACAGCUAGACCUUAUUGUGAAAAUAUAAUAUAUGGCUGCAUCCUCUUCAUUGUAAUCAAUAAGAUCCAAAUGGCUUUUUUUUCUUCAUCAUGUUUCAUUCCUGACAAGACUGACAGUAUCACAAAACAACUUGGAAUUCUACCAUCUAAUGGUAGGAACUACAGAAUUGUAUUUAAUAUUCUUGUUUCUCUUUUAUCUGUACAUCUUUACCAUUCUAUUUGCUCAUUGAACAGUGUUCUCUUCAUUCACUGAUCAGUUCUCCCAUUUGAUGACACAGGGUUUUUAAUUUUUACAAGAGUCUCAAUGCAAAAUGCUUUGUUUGUUGGCAAAAACAUAUUGGUAUAGCCAUACUGAAUAUAAAUGUCAUAUUUAAAAAAUUAUUUAAUUUUAGUAGGUAAAUUGUUGAAAUUAUUGUGACAUUGUACACUUAACAGUAAACCAGAGACUACCCUUAAUAUUACCUAAUAAUUUGAAGAUUAGUUAGUAUUUGAAAUGAAUUAUAUAGGUCGGAAGAUUUGUUAUGUAAUUUUUUCUCUCUCAUACAUAUUUCUUAUUGUGUGUGUGGAAAUUAAACCUACAUAAAAGUAAAAGUUGCUUCACAUUUUAGAUUUGCCCUUUUAAGAAGAUGCUGAACGUCUUCAUAAUACAAUCACUGGUAAAUUCUCUGACUUACUAUUAUUAUUACCAUUAUUAUUUCUCUAAAUGUCUGUAUUUUAUAUAUUGAGGAAAGUUAAAAUAGUUUAAUAUAUGUCUUAAUUGUUUCAGUAUUAUUUAACAUUUUUUAAAAGUUUCUAUCUAGCUUUUUUCUUUAAUCUGAAUUCCCUUGUUCUGUUCUUCACUCAUGUUAAUGUAAAUAUCUCAUCAAAAUGUAGUUCUUUAUUUUUGCAAUGUAGUUAUCAUUAGGAACAAUAGAUUAAUAAUUAACAUGUAAACUAAAAUAAUCGUUCAAAUGUUUAUUAAAGCUAGUAGCUUAGACAUUUUAAGACAUAUACUAUAUGUGUAUAAUAUAUUCAUCAUAUAUAUGUAUAUGUAUUACAUAUGUGUGUGUAUUUAUAUAUUGUGUGUGUAUUUAUGUGUGUGUGUGUGUGUGCAUUAUGCCUUUGAUCCUUAGGACUAUGCCAUAAAUUUCAUUUGUAAUAUACCAGGAUAUCAACAAUAGGUUUCACUGUCAUAAAAUGUUGAAAGAUUUGGCAUCCUAUCCUUAAAUAGCAUGUAUUUAUUAUUUCAAAUGAAUUUUAACAUUAUGUAAUAGUUUUAUUAGAUCAGUUCAAACAAUUUAUGAGAUUUUGGCCUGUUGUGAAACAAAGAUUGUCAGUACUCUAGAGAGUAAAUUUUGAGAAUAAUGAGUAUCUUAGUGCCUGACUUCUCUAUGGUACAAUGUCAAAUUUAAUUAAAUCUCUUUUAGUUAGUUUAAAAAAAACUUCCUGUGUUCCCAAAGGGAAUUACCCACAUCUAACAUUUCACUUUGACUGUUGAAACCUAUUGAAAGAAGAUGGUACAAACUCUAAUUGCAGAUAUCUAGGCUCAGAGGCCCAGCAAGACUUUGUAAAACAAUCUUUUGGCAGAAGUUAGAAAGGGUGUAUGGCAGGAGAAUCAGAUUUGGCAGGCAUGUGUGAGGAAGAAUCCUUCACUAAAGAUUUGAAGUUAAGGGAAAUAGGAGAGAGACCUUGCAUAACAUUUGGUUCAGAACAUUGAAAUAAAGACUUGAGUCUAAUUGUGUUUAACUUGGUCCUCGUUUUGCCUACAGUUGCAUAUUUUAACACUGGUACAAUGUCCAAAAAAAUGCAAAGUAAUAAGAAUAGGUAGAAUAACAAUCAUUUCCCUGUAAGCACAAAGCCAUAGGUCAACAAAGAAAUGAAAAUUCCAAUUCUUAAGCAGAAUUUUCUAAAAUGAAAGUAGAGAAAUACAAAAUUAACUUUACUAUAUAUAAGGAGUAACGUAUGAGAAGUGAAAUGGAAAAAAGAUCCUGUUUAUAAUAGCAAACAAAAUUAUAAAAUAAGAAGCAACUUAAAAAAAUAUAUAGAAUUUAAAAAUGAAAGACAUACUGUAUUCCUAGAUGGGACAGUUGAAAAUUGUGGAGACGACUAUUCUUUAAAAUGUAAUCUAUCACAAUUCCAACAGAUUGACAGAUAUGUGUACAUAAAAAUAUAGAACUUUUGUAUUCCGUGAAAACUACUAUAAAAUUUAGAGAAAGUAUUUACCAUCUAUGUAAUAUUUAAGAUAGGUAAGAUAUAACAUGCUGUUAUAACUCAGCAAAAGAUACAAGACCAUCACUAGCCCAUUUAAUGAUCAGAGAAAUAUAGGUUAAAAAAAAGGAAACAGUUUUUUCAUCAAAGUUGCAAAAGUUAAAUUGGUCAUAGGCAGUAUAAGUAAAGGUGAUAAGCAUAUGAGAAAAUGGGCACUCAUAUAUUUCAGGGAGGAAUUAAGUUAUAGAGCCUUUUUGAAAGGGAAAUUGACAUCAGAAUUUAAAAUAACCAUAUUCUUCAGUCUAUAUCCCAGUGGCUCAUAAGAAUACUAAUAAAUGUACAGUUAGGUAUAUGUACAGAAAUUUCGUUAGCAUUGUAUAUAAUUUUUUUAAUUGAAAAUAGCCUGUAUUUUCAAAACUAGGGGAACAGUGGAAGAAAAUGUGGCUCACUCAUAGUCUGGGAUAUUAUGCAGAGGUUGAAAAGUGUGAUGUAAAAAAUAUAUAUGUAUGUAAAUAAAUAUAUAUGUCAUGUGAAAGAA